Messenger RNA from Arabidopsis thaliana (thale cress), 699 nucleotides. RefSeq names its product Mitochondrial import inner membrane translocase subunit Tim17/Tim22/Tim23 family protein. The record is from RefSeq and is marked reviewed. Gene Ontology annotation, biological process: protein insertion into mitochondrial inner membrane; protein transmembrane transport. NCBI's taxonomy places the organism in Eukaryota, Viridiplantae, Streptophyta, Magnoliopsida, Brassicales, Brassicaceae. Gene Ontology annotation, cellular component: TIM22 mitochondrial import inner membrane insertion complex; mitochondrial inner membrane. The transcript has 4 exons.
CUACUCUCUUAACCUUUGAAAUGGCUGAUUCGAGUGCUGCUGAAACAACAACCGGUGCUUCUUCUCCCCCCGCGGCUUCUGAUGAGAACUCUACCAGAUUCAACCGAUCCGGAUGCCAACCAUCGAGGAGAUCCGAGCUCAAGAGGUUUGGAACAACUGCGCCGUUCGUGCUGUAACUAGUGGAGUCAUGGGAGGAGGACUCGGGUUGAUGAUGGGUUUGUUCCUGGGGGCAUUAGAUAAUCCUAUUACGCAUGAUACUAUGACGGCUAGGUAGCAGUUUGUGUUCACGGCAAAACAAAUGGGGCAAAGGAGUUGGAAUUCCUGUAAGACAUUUGCAGUUAUGGGUUUGGUUUUCUCUGCUGCAGAAUGCAUUGUCGAAAAGGCAAGAGCUAAGCAUGACACUGUAAACACCGCUAUAGCUGGAUGUGUUACCGGUGGUUCAAUGUCCGCCCGAGGUGGGCCAAAAGCUGCGUGUAUAGGUUGCGCUGGAUUUGCAAUUUUCUCUGUACUCAUAGAGAAGUUCUUUGAUAGGCAUACAUAAACCAGUGAGAUAUCUAACAGACGCCAUUGCUGAGAUUUUUUUGCUGCUUCUUUUCUGUGAUAGUGAUACAGUUCAUCACCUGAACCCAGGGAGAUAGAAGCUAGAAUUACACUUUUCAAUAUAGAAUAAGCAAGGCUUGUGUUGAUUGCAUAUACUUC